Sesamum indicum (sesame) is the source of this 2555-nucleotide messenger RNA. The record is from RefSeq and is a predicted model, not a curated record. NCBI's taxonomy places the organism in Eukaryota, Viridiplantae, Streptophyta, Magnoliopsida, Lamiales, Pedaliaceae.
UUUUUGCAGUACAAGCAAGAAGUGGAUGAUUGCAGCCUGAGGAACUCCAUUUGAAGGCAAUGAUGAGUUUUAUUAGCGGUAUGUACCUGCCUUACAGGAAGGGAUAUAUUCCAUGUCUUUCCAAGAGAAAAAUGGCAAGGAAAAGAUUGUUGUAGAGAAAUGAGAGAGAGUAAGAAUAAUUUUGUACUUGGUGAUCAGCAUUAUGCUUGUAGUCACAAGUUGAGUGUGGUAUUGGAAUUUUUUCACCUUUUCGCCCUUUUGAUUACAAGGUGGCACAUUUGUAUAACCUAUCACGUUUUUCAUUCUGUCUGUCUGUACAUCAGUUUUCUCUAAGAUAGUUCUCUUGCUGCAUCAUGAUCAGUGCCGGUUGUUUCUUUUGAAAUUCACUACUAUUGGACUUAUAAGGAAAAUGGAUUUUGAAACAGCUCAGAUGGUAAAAAAAUCUGAAACUGAAAAUGCAGGCAGUGGUGAUGGUGAAGAUGUUGUUGUGUGUGAUCCGGGAUCAGGGAAGCAGUUGGAGCCCAGGACUCCUCCAUUUUUGUGGAAGACAUUUGCAAUGGUGGAUGAUCAAGAAACUAACUCAAUCAUAUCAUGGAAUUCCACUGGCACUGGUUUCAUUAUCUGGGAUCAGAACAAGUUUACAGCUGAGAUUCUUCCGAGGCUUUUCAAGAGUAGCAAUUUCUCCAGCUUUGUCUACCAGCUCAAUAAUUAUGGAUUCAGAAAGAUCAGUUGGGAUCGGUAUGAGUACGCAAAUGAAUGGUUUCAAGCAGGGAAAAAGCACUUAUUGAAGAACAUCAAAAGGAGGAACAAACAAUCUGAAGUCACCAAUAAGCGGGGCCGUUUAACUCCUGAUCAUGAUUCCACGACUGCUGCAAUAGAGACAAAAUUAGAUGCUAUGGUGACAGAGCAAAAUGACAUGAAAUGGAAAAUUCAAAAGCUCAGAGAGAGUCUGGACAAUAUGGAAGAUCAGCUUACAAGUCUUAAGACAACCACGAUACUUCAAGAAUUUGAAGAUGAGAAAAUGGAAAUUGCAGUAUUUUUAAAGCAGUUUAUGCAGUACUUGAGAGAGAUGAAAGAUGAGGCAAGUGGUGAUAACUCAAAGAGACCAAGAGUGCAUACUCCACCUACCACAGAACGCAAAGUGGAGCUGUCGGACAAUGUUGAUAUUUCCACAGAGAAAUUAGUCACCUCUGUUGAUGAUUCAGGGAGCUCCACUCGAGACAACAAGGUUAACAACACUAGAGAAAAUGCUGAACAUUGUCAAUUUUGGAAGAACAUGCUGGAGGAGGAUGCAGGGUUAGACCAGGGAGAUUUAGCCGCCCAUCACUCCAAAGCCAUUAUGGAACUUGACGAGAUGAUGGCGUCAAAUAUUGAAAUACAAAGGGAAUUUCUGAUCCCUAAGCCCUAUGAUCCUGACAUGGAGGAUGCUGGUCACCUGGAACUGUGGACAUAAUUUGAACUGAAACAGGAUGGGUACAGUUACUUUGCUACUCGAAACUGUAGUUUUGCUUCCAGUUUUAAUUAUACCUCAACCCAAGCUCAGCAUGGGUGUCCAUUUGCUGCAUGUCAAGUGUCCAAGAUUUGGCUUGUGACAGUUUUUAAGUACUAGUCAUUCCAGAGAAUUAGGAGAAUUGAAGUAAUAUUCAGAUUUCUAUGCAAAUACAUGUCUGAUACUUGAGUAUUCAGGAACAAGCAUGUUUCUUUAAGCAGCAAUUUUCAUCCUUAUCAUCUUCAAAUGCGAAAUUGCCUGCCCUCAGCAUAUCUUAAUAUUCAUAGUCAAAUAAUAGGUACUGCCGUGCAUGAGAACUAACCUAAAGCGAAAGCCUGCAGUUGCUGAUAUGUAGAUGCUGAUAAUUGAACUGUAGACAAAUUCCAUACUUAAAAGAAUUACUAGAGAGGCAAUAUUAGAUUUCUCAUAAGACGUUAAAAGGGAGGAAUUUAGUGGAUUGGCGGUCGACAAACAUUCCUGUCAUUUGCUAAAAGUGUCAUCUUUGUGUCCAAGGAAGAAAAGGUUCCAACAAAGUUUUUCCAUGAAUCCAGAACUGUAUUUAUGUAUCUUGGCAAUCUAAACGCAUCAAUGAUGUGUUCUCUUUAAUAAGUAGCCAGAGGGCAUCACUUCUACUGUGAAGGAUGAACCAAAUCCAAACAGGGUCACCAAACUGUAGGUGCAUUAACCAAAUUGGUUGGCUCAGUGAUUGAUCUUCUGGUUGAAGAGCCAUCUCAAGAAUCACUUUCCCAAACGUAAGAGAGUUAAGAAAGUGAACUACGGUGUUCAGACAUUGUCAAGAUGCAUUAUUAAGUUUCCAUUUGUUCCAACCAUCCCAGACCACUGCAUAUCACAAACGUAAUUGGAUGGAAAGAUCAAUAAACAGCCCUUCUCUCUGAACGAAUAGAUUUAUGUCUAUAACCUCAUUUUCUUAUAUUGGUAUUUGAAUGAAAAUUUUUGUAACUAUUACAGAUAAAAAAUGGGAUGAGUAACGAAUGGGUUAAACAACACCACAAAUGUGCAUUUCACCACUAUAAUACAGGCACAGAAAUGGAGACUGGCAUUCCAA